Molecule: messenger RNA, 268 nt
Organism: Paramecium primaurelia
Lineage: Eukaryota; Ciliophora; Oligohymenophorea; Peniculida; Parameciidae
Source: the annotation of a GenBank genome assembly
AUGAUUGUUCAUGAAAAAUUGGGAAAAUAAUAAUAACUUUAUCAUUUCUAUAAAUUCUAAGAAUAGACUAAUAAUAUUCAUGUUCCCACUCAUGAAACCAUCUCAUCAUUAACUGAAAAAAGGGUAACUUAAGUAAAUAUUUGAGUUCGAAAGCAAUGAAACAUCUUUAGAUUCUUCAUUAUCAAAUGAUAAUAAUCAUCAUAAUUAGUUGAUUGAAUUAUUGAAGACUACAAAACACAGAUACUAAUUUUCUAAAAAACUUUAUUGA